AUGCACUAUUACCGAUAUUCUAAUGCAGAAGUCAGCUGUUGGUACAAAUACCUGCUCUUCAGCUACAACAUUGUCUUCUGGCUGGCUGGGGUGGCCUUCCUUGCAGCUGGUCUGUGGGCAUGGAGUGAAAAGGGUGUAUUGUCUGAUCUGACGAAGGUGACUGGUCUUCAUGGUCUGGACCCAGUGGUGCUUGUCUUAAUGGUGGGAAUAGUAAUGUUUACUUUGGGAUUUGCUGGCUGUGUAGGAGCACUGAGAGAAAACAUCUGCCUUCUGAAGUUUGUAAGUAACAUCAUUAUAUGAGUGUGUUGUUAUGCAUGUGACCUUUCUGCGGAGCAAACAUUCCUGGCCUUCCUAUUCCAGGAUUGGGUGAGGGACAGGGUGAAGGAAUUCUUUGAGAAUAACAUUAAAUCCUACCGAGAUGAUAUUGAUCUCCAGAACCUCAUUGAUUCGCUACAGAAAAUUAACCAUUGCUGUGGUGCCCAAGGUCCAGAUGACUGGGACUUUAACAUAUACUUUAACUGCAGCAGUGAAAGCAAAAGUCGUGAGAAGUGCGGCGUUCCUUUUUCCUGUUGUAUACCUGAUCCUGCACAAAAAGUUGUGAAUACACAGUGCGGCUAUGAUGUCAGAAAGAAGAGCAAGAGUGAAUGGGAAAAUCAGAUUUUUGUCAAAGGAUGUAUCCUUGCUCUUGAAGCUUGGUUACCCCGAAAUAUCUACAUUGUUGCAGGUGUCUUCAUAGCCAUCUCACUGCUCCAGAUUUUUGGGAUUUUCCUAGCCAGGACAUUGAUUUCUGAUAUUGAAGCUGUAAAGGCAGGUAAUGCCUUCUGAAUAUAAAAGCAGACAUGUGAUGUGAAAAAGUAUAUUUUACAGUUAUUGGUCUGACACCAAGGUGGAAGAACUGCACAGACCAUGAAAUACUCCUGUUUUAAAAAGCCUUGUGUGGAUUUUAGCCUGCUCAUGCUUUUUGUUAGAAGCCGGUACAAAAAAAAUCUCCGAACACACAUCUGUCUACAUUUUUUUUUUUUUCCUCACAAGACAACUCAGUGCACCAGCAUUGGUCUCUGAGGAAGAAAUGGAAUUUCCCAAGACGCUG
This is a messenger RNA of Charadrius vociferus (killdeer), 1090 nucleotides long. RefSeq names its product tetraspanin 14 (gene TSPAN14). The record is from RefSeq and is a predicted model, not a curated record. The transcript has 8 exons. Gene Ontology annotation, biological process: regulation of vascular endothelial growth factor signaling pathway; protein localization to plasma membrane; protein maturation. Gene Ontology annotation, cellular component: membrane. NCBI's taxonomy places the organism in Eukaryota, Metazoa, Chordata, Aves, Charadriiformes, Charadriidae.